UUAUAUUUAGCCCCUGAAUCCCGACCAAACACAAUCUUCCAAACAUCCGCUGUGUAACCUCCUCCACAACGAACGACCACCACAAUAUCAGCACAACAGCCUGAUCUCAUCUCCCUCCAUGAUAUCUCCUCUAUCCCUCCAAAACCCGCGCCUCCCUCAUCUCCCCCACCAGCCAACACUUCUUGCCGCCAUCUAAACCGUCAAAAUGCCCCUCCCCUUCAACCUCCGCCCUCCCAAACUGCCUCACUCCCGCCACAACCGCCAAACCCUCCGCAACCAACCCCUAUCCGAACUCUCCGGCGCCCUCGGCGACCUGGGCACCUUCCUCCCCCUCCUCACCGCCCUCGCCAUCAACAACACCGUCUCCCUCCCAGCAACCCUCCUCUUCUCCGGCCUCUACAACAUCCUUACCGGCCUCUUCUUCGGUAUCCCCCUGCCCGUCCAGCCCAUGAAAGCCAUCGCCGCCGUCGCCAUCGCGAAGCAUUUCACACCGGGCCAGAUCGCCGCCGCCGGCAUCUUCGUCGGCGCCUGCAUCCUCCUCUUCAGCGUCACGGGCUUGCUGACAUGGUUUGCGCGCGUCGUGCCCACCCCCGUCGUCAAGGGGAUCCAGGUGGGCGCGGGCCUGUCGCUAGUCAUAUCUGCGGGUGCGUCUCUGAAGAGCCAGCUGGGCUGGUCGGGGCCGAGCUGGGGGGAUAAUUAUAUCUGGAUGCUUGUGGCGUUUGUGGCGCUGGCGCUGACGGGCAUCUAUCGGCGCGUGCCGUAUGGGCUGGUGGUGUUUGUGGUCGGGCUUGGGUUUGCGUUUGUGCUGCUGGGGACGUCGCCGGAUCAGAGGCUGCCGUCCUUUGGCGUUUGGAGGCCCGGUGUUUUUACCCCUGUCGGGGAUGAGUGGAGGGUGGGUAUCGUUGACGCGGGCAUUGGGCAGAUCCCGCUGACCACGCUCAAUUCUAUCGUGGCCGUUGUGUAUCUGGCUGGUGAUCUGUUACCGGAGGUGCAGACGCCGUCGACUACGGCCAUUGGGCUUAGCGUUGCUGGUAUGAAUCUACUGGGUUGCUGGUUUGGUGCCAUGCCGGUGUGUCAUGGCUCUGGCGGCCUGGCGGCGCAAUAUCGAUUCGGCGCUCGGAGCGGGGCGAGCAUCAUCCUCCUCGGUGCCUUCAAGCUAAUUAUUGGUCUGUUUUUCGGAAACACGCUUGUUGGUCUGCUGCAGCGGUUUCCCAAAUCAUUCCUGGGCGUUAUGGUGAUUGCAGCUGGGCUGGAGCUGGCGAGUGUGGGCGAGAGCUUGAAUACGUCCCGCGCAUGGGAUAUGGUCAAACACCCAGGCUCUGGGAAUGCGUCUGGGUUACGACUGCCUGGGAGCGGUCUGAACGAGGCGGAGAAGAAGCAGAGGUGGACUGUCAUGAUGGUCACGGUGGGCAUGCUGGUUGCGUUUAAGAACGAUGGGAUUGGCUUCCUCGCUGGGAUGGUUUGUCAUUGGACGUACAAGCUUCCGGCAUUGAUUGAGGAGAUCCAGAGGAGAUAUGGAGAGGGGAGGAUUAGACUACCCGGUAGUGGUCGUGGACGUGGGAGUUUUUGAUAUGGAUAUGAUAUGUGGAGGAUAUGGAAGUAGAACGGUUGAACGCCCCCCCCCCCCCCCUCCCUCCCUUGAAUAAUGAUUAACGAUGGAAUGAAGUACGAUUUCUCUUCCGGGAUCGAAGGUAAAUUAUCUUGCGGAUUUAACAUUUCCCCCUCUUAAUGAUGGAAUGAAUGUGCUAUGCAAAUUAACUAUCGUCCGGGUUUACUUUUCUCUUCUAUGAUGACCCCCUAUUUUUGAGGGAACUGGUUUAUUUUCGGUCUACCUUCUCUAUGGUUGGAUUUUAGCAGAUUUUGGAUUUCGGGAUACCAUACCCCUACCCUAGAUUUAGUUCAGGGAAGAGUAAACAGCAUUUUGUCACCAUAUAUAGUAACAGAAUCUACGUCUAUCUAUCUCUAUCUCUAUCUCAUCUCAUCCGUACUUGCUCCC
Molecule: messenger RNA, 1996 nt
Organism: Blastomyces dermatitidis ER-3
Lineage: Eukaryota; Fungi; Ascomycota; Eurotiomycetes; Onygenales; Ajellomycetaceae
Product: sulfate transporter
Exons: 1
Coding region: 206-1570 (454 amino acids)
Biological process (GO): molybdate ion transport
Molecular function (GO): molybdate ion transmembrane transporter activity
Source: RefSeq, a predicted model, not a curated record